Messenger RNA from Dicentrarchus labrax (European seabass), 3318 nucleotides. It is a transcript of the gene mpeg1.1, whose product is annotated as macrophage expressed 1, tandem duplicate 1. Bases 131 to 2290 code for a protein of 719 amino acids. The transcript has 3 exons. Lineage: Eukaryota; Metazoa; Chordata; Actinopteri; Moronidae. Gene Ontology annotation, biological process: defense response to bacterium. The record is from RefSeq and is a predicted model, not a curated record.
CCUCCUCUUGUGUGCACUUCAGCACUCCUUUUUUAUUUCUCAUUCACUUUGCUUUCAGAUUGUAUCAGUUUGUUAUCUACUGUGUGUUUUGGUUCAGUGUCACACUAUCUUUAUCAUUAUUCAGACACCCAUGACAGCCUGUUUUGAGGCAGUCAUCAUGAAGACAUCAGUGAACCUGCUGGCUCUCUUUCUCCUUCACGCCUGCUCUUCGGUCCCUGUCAGCCGACCCACCAACUGGCUCAGACAAUGUCGUGCCUCCACCAACCUCUCCAUCACAGCUCUGGAGGUGCUGCCGGGCGGAGGCUGGGACAACCUCCGGAACAUGGAUGUGGGUCGAGUCAUGAACCUCAGCUACUUCCAGUGCCAGACAACUGAGGAUGGGCUCUACCUCAUCCCGGAUGAGGUGUUUGUAAUCCCCCACAAGGAGACGGGCGUGGAGACAAACUCAGAGAUAAUCAGCUCGUGGCUGGAGCAGAAAAGCUCUACAUCCCAGACCAUUAAUGCGGACAUAUCCUUCUUCUCGGUUCUGAAUGGCAAAUUUUCUACAGAGAACCAGAGGAUGAAAACCCAUCAGGUCAAAGACUCUUCAACUACGACCAGAGUGCAAGUUCGUAACUUCAUCUACACAGUUAAGGCUUAUCCAGACUUCAAUCUGGAUUCACGCUUUGCUCAACAAGCCAAAGAAAUAGCUGAUGCAAUUGAAAACAACCAAACAAGGCACGCAGAUUAUCUCUCAGAAAAGAUGGUACUGGACUAUGGAACCCAUGUUAUCACUAGUGUCGAUGCCGGGGCCAGUUUGGUGCAGGAAGACUACCUCCGCUCUACAUAUGUAUCGGACAGUGUGUCGCAAAGUUCCACUAUCACAGCGCAGGCAGGCUUAAACUUUUUUGACAAACUCAAGUUUGACAUAAGCAGCACAAAUACCCAACAGAGCUCAGCACUUCAGACAUAUCAGUCCAAUAUUCAGUACUCUCUGACCCAAAGCCAUGGUGGUGGCACACCUUUCUAUCCCGGCAUCACUCUGCAGAAGUGGCAGGAAAGCACCAGGAACAACCUUGUUGCUAUUGAUAGGUCAGGAUUUCCCCUACACUACUUUAUAAACACCAACACCUUCCCAGAUCUGCCACAGCCUACAGUUGGCAAAGUGGCUCUCACGCUGAGUCAGGCCAUAGAGCGAUACUACACGAUCAAUACGCGGCCUGGAUGUGUCGACGUCAACUCCAAGAACUUUAACUUCCAGGCCAACAUUGAUGAUGCAUCCUGUGAGGGCCCUGCUACAAACCUCAGUUUCGGGGGCGUCUACCAACAGUGUAUUAAGCGCAGCUCAGAUGCAGGUCCACUAUGUGAUGCCCUGGCCCAGAAAAACCCUGAAACAGGUGACUUCUCCUGUCGUCCGCCAUACACCCCCACUUUACUGAGAUCUGAAGUGAGACAGCAGGCUUACACUUCGUACGAUUGCGUUGACCAUCAUUAUGGUUGUGGGUUUUUAUGGCUUGAAGAUUGCAUUAAUAGAGUGUGUCAGGACAACUACCACGUUCGCUCUGCUCGCAUUGACACCUACUGGUGCUCUGUAAAUAAUGGAAAGGCCCCAGACAACUCAGGGUAUCUGUUUGGAGGCAUAUACAGCCCUUCUCUGCUGAACCCUCUCACCAAUGCCAAAAGUUGCCCCUCAAACUUCAUUCCAGUAAAGUUUCUCUCGGACGGCCAAGUGAUAUGUGUGAGUAAUGACUAUGAAACUGCCACCAGAUACUCCGUACCAUUUGGAGGCCUCUUCAGUUGUCAGUCAAGCAACCCACUGGCAGGGUCCCAACGCCGCUGCCCUCCCAAGUUCAGUCAGCAUCUCGCCACAGUGAGCGACGGCUGUGAAAUUCUUUACUGCGUCCAGUCAGGACUGUUCACAGGAGGGCAGCUUCUCCCUAUCCAUCUGCCUCCUUUCACUAAACGCCCACUAGUCAGCAUGCAAGCCACAAACACGGUCAUGGUGAUGACUGAAGGAGACAAGAGUUGGGUCAGAGUGGGGAAGACCAAGGCAUGGAAACUGGCAAAACCAGAGGAAAUCAAUGACAUUGUGCGCCAGCUUAACCCAGAAUUGGGUCAGAUGUCUAGUGGAGAAAAGGCCGGGGUAGCCUUUGGUGUGAUCGGUAUGAUAGCACUGGUGGUAGUGGCAGUUUUCCUGCUGAAGAGAAGGAGGAGGAUGUCUGGGUUCAUGAGAGCUAGAGGCUAUGACGAAAUACGGGGAGAAGUAGAGCGCGAAGAUAGAGAGAGAGAGGCACAGCAAGAUGCGGCUUGAGGAAAAACACACAGCUCAGAGGCUUGGCUGCAGAAGACGGAUGUUAAUGCGGUGAGACAGAUUUAGUUUUUAACUUCCCUGCUGAUCGUCACCUCAGAAAUCACUGUCACGCAUCUUACGGAAGUGGCAAAUGUUUCACGUUUCUAGUUUCACAAGUGCUUCUAGUUUGAAACAGUUGGACUUUGCAUUAUGAUUCUUCUAAAAUGUGUAUGAAACUAAUAAUUCACACAUUUACCAAGUGCUAUGGAUAGUAAAUGUAAGUUAAACAAUACAUUUAUUGGAGUUUUUUUUUUUUUACUGAAAACAUUGUAUGUGCUUUAGCAGCUGUUUAAGUCAACUUUGUAUUUUAUUAUAUUGUUGUAUUAUAUUGUAUUUUAUGGCCUAUAAACAUCAUACUAUAUUACAUCUAACAGUCAUCAAUCUGCCUUUAAAAUCACCAAAUGACAAAAAGCAGAAGUUAUUUCAAAGGCCAUAAGUAACCCAAUACUGCCCUCAUGUGGCCAAGAUGCACAAUGCCAUGUAGUAUAUAAACAUUUUUAGUCCUUGCUUAAGAAAAUGAAUGCUUUGUUUGACUAUACCAUUUAUCAGUGGAUGUGGCUCAGGAGGUAGAGCGGGUAGUCCACUAAUCUUUAAGUUAGCGGUUCGAUCCCUGGCUCAUCCUGCUGCAUGUUGAAGUGUCCUUAAGCAAGAUGCUGAACCCGAUAUUGCUCCAGAUGUUGUGCAUCGGUGAGUGAAUGUGUAUGAAUGAAUUCCGUUUGAGAUGGCCUUCAUCAUCACUUUAUGAUAGUGUAUGAAUGAGCAAGCGCUGAGUGGUCGGAAGACUAGAAAAGUGCUAUAUAGGUACAGUUCAUUUACAUAAAACAUAGGGUUUAUAAAUAUGUUUUCAGAUAAUUAACAUUUUGCAAAGGUUUUUUUUUCUAAAUAUUAAUUCACAAUUCAGUAUUUUUGUACUAUGCUGCAAUGUAUGUUUAUUAAGCUCUUCUGCACUGCACUUAAAUACUAAUUAAAGAAAUUUCAAAAAAAGAAAA